Brassica oleracea var. oleracea is the source of this 837-nucleotide messenger RNA. RefSeq lists its product as uncharacterized. The record is from RefSeq and is a predicted model, not a curated record. Gene Ontology annotation, cellular component: Shu complex. Bases 76 to 747 code for a protein of 223 amino acids. The transcript has 6 exons. Gene Ontology annotation, molecular function: single-stranded DNA binding. Gene Ontology annotation, biological process: double-strand break repair via homologous recombination. NCBI's taxonomy places the organism in Eukaryota, Viridiplantae, Streptophyta, Magnoliopsida, Brassicales, Brassicaceae.
UUAACAGAACCGAAGUUUUUUUGUUGGAUUUAGUUCGGCAACAUUUUCCAAACCCCGGUUUUCUAUCUGUAGCAAAUGACGGAGAGAUUCUUCCCGACGAAACCAAGCUCCGGCGGCGGGGGGAAUCACCGGCGAGAUAACCUCACCCUCCUCUCCGGCCCCAUAACCUCAGGCAAAACCUCUCUGCUGUUCCAAUUCGCAAUCAAUGUAGCGACUGCUUCUAACGUCGUCUUCAUCUGCCACCGCAAAAGAAUCGAAUCCAACCCUCCCUUUCUCUCUCAGGGACUCGACCCUUCCUCCGAUGCAUUCAAUCGAAUUCAAAUGAAGUAUGUGGAUGAUGAUGAAGGACUCAGGAACUACUUCGCUGCGUUUCAUCUUCAUCUUCAUCUUCAUCUCCCUGCUGCUGUUGUAAUCGAUGACUUUGGUGACUACUUCACUCAAUCGAACUCGAGGACUUUAAUGAACUCACGUGCUAGAGACAUGGCCAUGGUGCGGACUCUUGCUCUAUGCCACAAUGCUGUUGUUCAUGCCAACAAGAAAGCUACUUGCGAGCUUGUCUUAUCCGAGACCAGUUCUGGAGACUCCCCAAGGUCUUUGUUCAUCUACAAACGAUGGAUCCCAUCCAUCUUUACAAUAAAAGGUCAUGGUGAUGGAUCGUUUCUCUUGAGAAGUCAUGGUUCAUCCGAGAAAAGCGCCAAGUAUUCCAUCGCGCUGCAAUAUCUCAUCUUGGAGGAGCUUGUUGAUUAAUGAAACAGUUAGUUUUUUGUGUGUUUUGGAUAUGUCAAAAAUGGAAACAGUACAAGUUGUGUUAAUAACAUAUUUGCCCCUUUUUUUUUA